This is a messenger RNA of Fomitopsis serialis, 1165 nucleotides long. RefSeq lists its product as uncharacterized. The coding region runs from base 360 to 1025 and encodes 221 amino acids. The record is from RefSeq and is a predicted model, not a curated record. The transcript is spliced from 2 exons. NCBI's taxonomy places the organism in Eukaryota, Fungi, Basidiomycota, Agaricomycetes, Polyporales, Fomitopsidaceae.
AAUGCCCAGAGUGCAGCUUCUUACAGUCUUAAGACUGUGUGGUUACGUGCACAUGUCAUUUUUCCCUGCCCUAUCGCGGUUCUCGUCCGUCGAGUCACUGGAACUGUCUGAGUGUGAGCUGAGCCUCCCACAGCUUCAGCGGAUCAUACAUUCCUUUCCCCUGCUUACAUCACUCACAUUGCACAAAAUUCCAAUCACUCCACUUCACACUGCCGGCCCUGUCUUUCGCUCACCAUCUGGCAUACGCCUGCGCUAUCUUCAUGUCGAUCUUCGUAUCAAUAAGCCCCUACAACCCGAUUUCAUCGAUUGGAUAACCCAGUCAGGCCUCUGCACCUCUUUCGAGGAUCUGGCAAUCUGGAAUGCAGCGUGCCCGCGGCAAAGCGUCAUCGCACUCCUCAAAACGGCAGGGUCUUCCUUACCUCGAUUACAGUCUCACUGUUAAGACUCCCUCUUCCUUGCUCAUUCGACUUCGCCGCACGCGCAUGCACCAUGCAGACACCCAUUGCGAUCUAGUGCAGAAUACCGCCUUGCGAUCCUUGAACAUCCGAAUCGAAGAUGUUAACCUCUUUGUAGAAGAUCAGGAGCGUAACAUGCCUCAAAUAGCCAAGCUGUUACACGACGUUCUCUCCACUGUCCGAAGCCACCAGCUCGAGUACCUCGAGAUCAAGAUUUGGGUUGCCUGGGGCCCCCUCUUUGGAUCUGUCAGACGAGGCAUCGAAUUAGCGGCCCUGCACGAGACCAUGAGCCAGCCUCACUUCAACGCGCUGAAGGGUGUCAACGUGACGAUGGUCAUGCGGAAUUUGCGGUGUAGGUACUUGGCUCGGGUCGAGGAUGUCUGUCGGACGUUCGAGGCCUCGUUUCGGAGGUUGCUCCAGCCGUGGGAUGACCGCGGUAUUGUCAAGCGCGUCGCCCCCUGGACACGUACAGAUAGAGUACCAGACCCGUUUGCGCUUCAUGGUUCUCGAGACUCCUCCUUCAAGUUUGCUCCGACCGACAGGAAUGACUCACGAAGCGCUCAGUUAUAGUAGCACUGCUAGAUAUGUCGCGGCGUUGUGAGGCUGCAAAUUGGAAUCCGUAGAUGGGACACGUCCACGAACUACCCUUUGUCACAACUGGGUCAAUUAUGUCUGUCAUCGGCGGACUCGAUAGAUGCCUGUCGAUUUUC